AUGACGACUCCAUUUCCUCUUCUCCGUCUUCCGUACCCUGUGCUUAUGCUGGCCCUGGAACAAAUGCCGUUUAUAGAAAGAUUCUCGUUGUCCAUUCUCUCCAAACAAGUCAGAAUUUUCUUGAAACUUCUCAAAAUGAAGUGUAAGCAAAUCAAUUUAAAACACGAAUAUGGCGCUAUCAGGAUGGAAGUGUUAUUUGAUAACCUGGUGGAAAAAUUCAGACUAGAAAUGUUUACGAGUGGCUAUGUAGAAUUCAAAUACCGAGAGGAUGCAUUGUUAUGUAACACUUCGGGAGUACCUCCAAUGAACUAUGCAAUUUCAAUUAUGGAUGUCAUGCAUUGCAAGUCGAUUCAUCAGUUUAGAAUCGUUGAAAUACCUGAACGAAAUAUUCUUCCUCUUCUUGUAAACCUCCCUAAAAUUUAUGAAGUCGUAGUUGAUGAAACUUACAACAGCUCUUCUCCAGACUCACUGCUUCAAAAAAUGUUGAACAUCGUUUUGCCAGUAUCUUCUGCAGUAACUAUUUCUGCUUUCGUCGUAAAACCCAAAUACCUCCGAGAAAUUCUCAAAGGAAAUUUAGACUCAGUGACUGUUGGAAAUCAUAGAGUUGGAAACACGGCAAAUUACGGUUUAAGGUUUUCACUUAACGCUUUGAGAAUCACAAACGCUAAGGCGCUUGAUCUUUAUAACGUUAUUCUUAACAGUAAAGACAUGAAUCGCUUUUUCAAACUGUGGAUGAAGAAAAAAUGUGAUCCUCGACUAGAAUACUUGAGAGCAAGAAAAUACCGAGAUGGCAAUGAAGAUCGCCUUUUGAAAGGACUCAACGCUGUUGGAAUGCCAAUUAGAACAGAUAGAACUUUCCGGGUUUUGGGUAACGUAGAACAGCUGCGUUCGGAUGAGGAGACUACCACCGAAUUUGAUAUAACAAGGGUCGACGGGAGACAAGCAACAAUCAGAUUUGGAGAAUCCGAUGAAUAUAACUUUAUUGAUUUCUACGUUUGGCCAGAAUCUCCUAAUGAUACAACAGAUUUUGAGCCUGAUCAGUCUUCAUUAACGGAACACAUCCACAGAAUAGUCUCCAGACACGGUCUCCUAGAACGAUUUUAG
Molecule: messenger RNA, 1104 nt
Organism: Caenorhabditis remanei
Lineage: Eukaryota; Metazoa; Nematoda; Chromadorea; Rhabditida; Rhabditidae
Exons: 3
Coding region: 1-1104 (367 amino acids)
Molecular function (GO): protein binding
Source: RefSeq, a predicted model, not a curated record